ACGAUUUUGACAAGCGUAAACUUUAUGAUGCUUAUUGGGAAGAGGACGAUUCGACGUGUCCUGGUUUCUACAAGGCUUAUAUCUUACAUAUGACAGAAACAGAAGAGGAGAUGAGCACCUUGCAGAAGAACAGGUGUAAAGCACCUCAGAAGCCACGUUCGGCAGUUGACGUCCAAGUGAGGAAGAAGGCAAAGAUUGACAAACAGGCGAGGAGUCACGCAAAAAGGUCAACAGAAGCACACAUGCUUUGUUCUGCUGGUCUGGAGAACAGGCCCCCAAAGCAGAAUAAAGUCCAAGAACUGGAAAAGGAAGUUCAACGCUUGCAGGGAGAAGUCGCCACAUUGACUGAUCUCAACAGGAAACUACAAAAGGCACUCUGCUCAAAGAUAUUUGAAGCUGGUGAGGAAAACUACGUUUUUAUUUGUGAAACUACAUACACUCACGACCUGUAAAAAUUCAGAAUUUGUGGUCCAUCGUGAAUACAACUAAUUAGUAUCACAAAUAAUUAAUUACUACCUAUAUUGGUUCAUAAUGUAAAGGAAUUACGCCUAACAAAACAUUUUAAUUUGCAAGAAGCAGUGAAGAACUCGAAGAAGGGUUGUGUCAGCCCUGCACGGUUGCAACCAUACACGACAACCCCACAUCCUGUGGCACAGAGUAAGAUGAUCUUGUCAAUGUUUGAACAAGUCUGCUAAGUUGCAUUUGCAUGCAGACAAAAGCAGUGCCAAAAAAUUCUUAAGCUGGUACACCUAGCUCUGAUUAGUAGUAAAAUUAUGUAACUUC
Messenger RNA from Ornithodoros turicata, 783 nucleotides. RefSeq lists its product as uncharacterized. NCBI's taxonomy places the organism in Eukaryota, Metazoa, Arthropoda, Arachnida, Ixodida, Argasidae. The transcript has 3 exons. The coding region runs from base 90 to 452 and encodes 120 amino acids. The record is from RefSeq and is a predicted model, not a curated record.